This is a messenger RNA of Alnus glutinosa, 3349 nucleotides long. Its product is annotated as scarecrow-like protein 28. The coding region runs from base 909 to 2948 and encodes 679 amino acids. Lineage: Eukaryota; Viridiplantae; Streptophyta; Magnoliopsida; Fagales; Betulaceae. The record is from RefSeq and is a predicted model, not a curated record. Gene Ontology annotation, cellular component: nucleus. Gene Ontology annotation, molecular function: DNA-binding transcription factor activity; sequence-specific DNA binding. Gene Ontology annotation, biological process: regulation of DNA-templated transcription. The transcript has a single exon.
CCUCCAUCAGCCUUUUUUCACGCAGCCAUACAUUUUUUCCUCAAUGCGACCGGUAAAUCAAAUCAUUCGUAGAACCCAGAAAAAAAAAGAAAGAAAGCAAUGAUAGGGACGGCUGCUGUAGUGGUACAAGUAAUAUAGUAUAGCUGUAGAGUAAGCGUAAGUAGAAGAAAACACUCCCAGUAUAUAAAAGCACGAGUCUCUUAUGGUUUAUGGUUUUUUUGGGUAGGAGAUUUUGACAAGUAUUUUUUUCUUUGUUCAUAAAAAUGUUCAUGCAUGUUUGAGGGGUUCUCGGAGCUGGGAUUUCUGGGUUUUGCUUCUGAUUCAGCUUCAGCUAUGGUGGACUUCAUGGAUUUUCCAAAUGCUGAUCUGGGUUUGAAAAUUUCUCAGGAUCACCUAGUGUGUUUCUACAUUUCCGUUCAUGGUGUAAGUUCCAGUGAUCAGAAAAACCACAGCUUUUUCCAAUGAGUUCUCUCUGAACAUUACGGAAUCCGAUGAUCGUUUUCUGGUAGGUCUUUAAAUUAGUUUUCGAUUCUUUCAUUCUUUUGGGGUGGGCUUGGUAUAUUCUGUUAUUUAUUUCAUACCAAAUACAUCAUAUAGGAACACUCAAAAUUUGUGAAAGCUUUUGUUUGUUUUUCAUCGGAUUCCUAUAUUUUGUUUUUAUUCUUGUGGUUUCUGAAAAACUCACACACUCACAUAUAGUCUGUCCUCUCCGGAUUUCUCAGUUCAAAUAUUACAUUCAGUGUUUCAUAUAGAUCCAUAUAAUUCAUACGGGAAAAAAAAAACCAUACAUUUCAUACUUCAAAAACAUUUAUAAAAACAAAGAGAGAUUAGGGGGAGAGAGAACAAACAUAGGGUGAGUGAAUUGAUAGUUAAUCAAACCAAGAAAGAAAAUCGGAAGGUCAUAGAGGAUGUUGGCUGGGUGUUCUAGUUCUACAUUGCUGUCACCGAGACAUAGAUUGAGGAGUGAAGCACCUGCACAGUUGCAAGCCUGCCAUUUCCAGCUGCCUCCAAUGAGCACACAGAGAUUGGACAUGCCAUGUAGCUUCUCACGCAAAGACACCUCGCGCUCGCAGCCCAUUAGGCCGGUGGGCCUUUCGGUGGAGAAGGCGAUUGAAUCGAAGACCAACAGUUGUUCUCUCAAGCAGAACAUCCGGCUUCCGCCUUUGGCGACAACCGCUCAAACGACGAGUGCUCAGACUGCAUUUAUCGAAGCGAAGAGAGAGAUCAAAGGUGAAUUUUGGGAGAAAGGAAAGAGCUUGAAGAGGUUAGCGGAACAGGGCUCGGUCGAUGAGUCAUGCUUUAGAAGAGCCAAGAGGAAAAAGGGCGGCAGUGACAAUGGGAAUUCCGAUGACAUUCUCCUACGCGGUGGCGGUGAUGGUUUGAGUUUAGGCCAGUUGGGUACUGGGAACUUUUGGUUUCAGCCAAGUUUCACAGGCCUUAACCCUCCUCAAGUUCCAUUCUCUCUGACAUGUUCAGGGGAUGAAGAGAGGAUUUGUUAUGUGCCUGGUGAAGUGAUUUCUCCGCCUUUGCCUUUGUCAAACAAUCCGUGGUUGGAUUCCGUUGUGACUGAGAUCACAGACCUUGGCGAGAAGGACGGUGAGACAAGCCACAAGCUGGUGAAGGAAGCCUCAGGGUCGAGUGCUUCAUCAGAGAGCCAAAGCUUGGAACUUGGGCUAACUGAGAAUGUCUCUGAGCAAGAAGUUGGAAAUGGUUCUGGGAAUCCUUAUUCACAUGAAGGUACUGAAGAGGAGGCUGGGGAGGAAGACAACAACCAAGGGGAGAAUCAGGGGUUUGAGCUUGUCAGCUUACUUUCAGCCUGUGUUGAAGCAGUUGGAUUGAGGAAUAUCGCAGCAAUCAACCAUUUUAUAGCUAAGUUGGGUGAGCUUGCUUCGCCAAAAGGAAGCCCUAUUAGCCGUUUAUCAGCUUAUUAUGCAGAAGCUUUGGCUAUACGAGUCACAAGGCUUUGGCCUCAUAUUUUUCAUAUUAACACCCCGCGGGAGCUUGAUCGGGUAGAUGAUGACUCUGGCACUGCAUUGAGGCUUUUGAACCAGGUGAGCCCAAUUCCAAAGUUUCUUCAUUUUACAUCAAAUGAGAUAUUGCUGAGAGCUUUUGAAGGGAAGGACAGGGUUCACAUUAUAGAUUUUGACAUUAAGCAAGGGCUUCAAUGGCCUAGCUUUUUCCAGAGUCUAGCUUCUAGGAUUAAUCCUCCAAGCCAUGUUAGAAUCACAGGCAUUGGUGAAUCUAAGCAAGAACUCAAUGAAACUGGAGAUAGGCUUGCUGGAUUUGCUGACGCAUUGAACCUUCCUUUCGAGUUUCAUCCUGUUGUGGACAGGUUGGAAGAUGUGAGGCUGUGGAUGCUUCAUGUGAAGGACCAAGAGAGUGUGGCUGUGAAUUGUAUUUUCCAAAUGCACAAGACUCUUUAUGAUGGGAGUGGAGGAGCUUUAAGGGACUUUCUGGGACUCAUCCGAAGCACAAACCCGACAAUUGUUCUUAUGGCAGAGCAGGAGGCUGAACACAAUGACCCCAGAUUGGAAACAAGAGUUUCCAAUUCACUGAAACACUACUCUGCCAUAUUUGACUCCAUUGAUUCUUCCCUUCCCUUGGACAGCUCGGUGAGGCUAACGGUGGAGGAGAUGUUUGCACGCGAAAUUAGGAACAUUGUUGCUUGUGAAGGAAGGGACAGGUUGGAGAGGCAUGAGAGUUUUGAGAAGUGGAGGAAGUUGAUAGAGCAAGGCGGGUUCCGAUGCAUAGGAAUUGAGGAGAGGGAAAUGGUUCAGAGCCAAUUACUGUUGAAGAUGUACUCUUGUGAGAACUUUAGUGUUAAGAAGCAAGGGCAAGAUGGAGCUGCUCUUUCUUUAAGUUGGCUAGAUCAGCCUCUUUACACAGUCUCAGCAUGGGCGCCGGUUGAUGUUGCAGGCAGUUCAUCCUCUUAUUCUCACCCAAGUUGAAGUCUUCGGGUUUUGUUUUCUUCAUGCAUUUUCUAUUCUCGCAUACAGAAACUCAGAAAGGGAUACACAAUUCUUUGUAGGUAGGAAAGCUAUGGUCAUUCUUUCAUUCUUUUAUUGCAGAUAAGAUUGUCAGUCAAAUAGUGUCAGAAUUAUUUGUAUGGAUACAGCAGUAGGGUCGAUACUGGUUUCAGCGGUUACAGGCCAGAUUUCCUAGAUUUCAGACACUAGUAUUUGGAGUCAUUUUGUGUUUAUUCUUUAAUUCUUUAUAUGUAUGCUGAAAUUCUUUGUUAGUCAGUUUUCAUCCUAUAUUGUCUUUGUUGGGGAGGGUUCCUCGUUAAACCAUGUAGUUGGAAACUCGAUUGUUAUAUAUGAAAUGAUUUCAUUGAUUUGUGAUCGAGUCA